CCCCGCAACCUUCUCCGGAUAGUUCCGUCCUUCUCGCACUCUCUUUCCACCCCGCGCUGCCAGGUGGUCUUCCACCCUCCACGGCACAACCACCACCACCGGCAGAACCACUGCCAUCACCUCUACCACCACCACGACCACCACCACAGUCGGCAGCGUCGGCAACGGUACCAGCAGCAGCAGCAGCAGCACCAGCAGUAGCAGUAGCAGCAGCAGCAGCAGCACUGCCGUCGCUACCACCUCCUCGGACUUCGUCGCAUCUCUCUCUCUCUCUCUCUCUCUUUCUUUCCGUCUUUCUCCAUCUCUCUCUUUCUCUUCCUCUGUCAAUCUCUCCCUUUCUCACUCACGUCGCUGCACCCUCCGCUAGUCCCGCCGCUCCAACCCUCUCGCGCGCGCCUCGGCGCCUCGUCCUCCUCCGGUGCCAAUGCCGCAGUACCGACUGCUUUCCGCGGAAGGUGGAAACCCGUGUAACACGACCGUAUAUAGAUUUUCAAUUAGUCAAGGGGCGGCAGCAUAGGAAAUUAUGUGUCGCGUGUCACCGCGAGCCGCCGCGAAUACUUGAAGCGCGCGUUCGUCGUUGCCGAUUAUCGUCGUUCUCAUCGUCGUCAUCAACGUCGUGCUCCUCGUCGAUUGAAUUUCGUCGCGCGCUUCUCGUCCCAUGCGCGAGCGGCAAAACCGCGUGCGUUUCGCGCUCGUGUUCGUUCCGUUCCUCUCGGUCGGUUAGCGUGGAAAGAUCGAUUUCCGACGCGUUCGGUAGGAAGAGAGAGAGAGAGAGAGAGACAGAGACGGAGAACGUGUGCGUUCGCCGCGAUCGAGUGUUUACCAGGGAUCACGUUGUGGACCCGUUGUGCGAGAGGGAGCGAUGACUCGUCGUCCCGAAGCCGCGGGAGUUAGGAGAUAGGUCGAUCUUUCGCCUGCCACAUCGCGCCGCGCCGCGCCGAGCGCAUCAUCAUCGCCGGAUUAUCCCCGACGAUCUUGGAGAACCGGAAUCACUCGCGGGUGCGAGAAUGCUGCGCGCGGCCUUCGUCGUCUUACUGCCACGGCUCCUCGUAUUGUCGUCGCUGCUCAUCCAUUCAGGCGUCGUCGUCGUCGUCGUCGCCCUACGCAUGACAUCCCUGCAGAUACCGGAGCACGUCGUCCUGAAUGAGACGGUGCGCAUGCAGUGCAACUUCAACUUGGACAAAGAGCAAUUGUACUCGGUGAAGUGGUACAAGGACGGCCACGAAUUUUAUCGCUUCACGCCCAGAGACAGGCCCGAAGUGCUAAUGUUCCCCGUGCGAGGCGUAAACGUAAACAGGUUAAAGUCUAACCGAACCUUGGUCGUCCUGAACAACGUGAAUCUGACGAGUUCGGGGAGGUAUCGCUGCGAGGUGUCGGGCGAGGCUCCCGCUUUUGAGACGGUCUCCGAUCACGGGGAUAUGACUGUAGUCGUUCUACCUAACGAAGGACCGCAGAUAACCGGCGGUCGUUCCAAGUAUCAGCUGGACGAUGUCGUUCGCAUGGACUGCACGUCGGCGCCUUCUAAACCACAUGCGCUAUUGUCUUGGUUCAUCAACGACGAGCCGGCCGACACCGACUACCUGAUAGGGCCCAAUAUCGUCAUCGACGAGAACGGCCUGGACAUCGCGAAACUCGGUCUGGAGUUUCGCGUCGGGAACAAGCACUUCAGGCAGGGCGACAUGAAGCUAAAGUGCUUGGCCACAAUAGCCACGGUCUAUAAGCAGAGCAACGAGGAGAGCGUGGUUGGCGAUGAGAGUGUUCUGAAAACGUCUAUAAUGGAGAGCCGCGAGACCAGGGCGCAGAGCCAUACUCGCGAGGACCUGACAAACGGAACCGCGAGUGUCGCAGUCGAAUGGACGAUCCUCGUCAUCGCCCUCGUCACAUCGAUCGCCAUCGCGCGAUAAUAACGACGAAACGUUUGCCCUUCCUCCCCCCAUUCCCCCACGUUGCUUCCUAAUCAUAUAAACGUUAGGAGAGAUCGAUUUCACCAUUACUAUUAAUUCUUAAAAUUCGCGUAAUCGUAAAAAAUAACGCAAUACCGAUAAUGCAUAUAAUAAGUGUACGUCCAGUUUACGCGUCGUCGACGUACGCGUGGUGAAUUCUUAUACAUACUACAUGCGUUCUAGGCUCUAAAUGUAUUCUCGUGCACGCACGGGGAGAAGGGAAUGAAUGAUCCUUCCCUCUCUCUCUCUCUCUCUCUCCGCGCGUUCGUUUAGAUCGUAGAAGGUAAAGGACGACGUUGGAGUCGUCGUCUCUUGUAUCGCUUUCCAGAUACGUCGAUGUUAUUCUUACUACGAUUUUUACAAAGGGAUUUUCUAUUUUCACGACAUAUCAUUUUCAUUCUCACAUUGGCGGUCGCGUGACGACCGGAUGACGAUCUUCCCUCUCAUGUUGGUCCCUAGGGCCCCAACUAACAGUCCCGCGAAUGCGCUUUCACCGGAAUCGCUAUCGUCCAACCCCCUACUACAAUCCUCCCCGCCGCCAUUUUCCCCCUCAGCGAUUUCUUCGUACAAAGCAGAGUUAAUGGUAGUCGCGAAGGCGGCCGCGAAAUAGAUUUUUUUAUAUUCAUACACGGUGGAUAAAUCGUUCUCGUACGUGCGAGUGAUUGCGAAAAAUAAAUGAAUUGAAAAGGAAUUUAUGGAAAUUUAUUUUGCAAAAUUAUGAAUAUCCAAUCGUCGACGCUUGAUUUCGAAGAUUAAAUAUUUAACUUCGCAAAAAUUAAUAAUAAAAAGAACGUUUUACAUUUUUCUUGAUUCGUCUAUUUUUUGCAGUGCGCGAUAAUAGCGUUUGAGGAGACAGUUUCUUAAAAUUUUCUUCGUUUCCGUUUUUACCAUCUUUCCGAGUAUAUUUAGUUAACCGUGUUACCCUCUGUGAGUUAUAAUUUCUCCUGGCUUUAAUCUUUGAUAUAACUCGAUCGGUAAAGAUAGCUCGAAUGUUGCUAAUAAAGUAGCAUAUGAGUACUCUAACAAUAAGUGUAAUAUAAUAUUAUAGACAAUAUAUAUAUAGUAUAUCCUAAAAUAUCUAGAUAACAAAUGUUUAAAGAUAGAAAAACAUUUGUUAAAAGAAUAUAGCAAUCUUUAUCGAGCGCUAUUAUUACGCAUUACCGUGUGACAUCGCACAACAAUCGAUUCGCGAAUCGCUUGGGAGUGUCUUUUUUUAUAACGGGAGCCUUUUGUUGUAAAAUGACCGUAAGUUACAGGUCGUUCGCGCGCAUCGCAACGCGAUUGAGUUGAGUCCCACUCGAUAACCACGUGAAACGCUUAAUCGGGUCGCUGUCGUCCCUCUUCUGACUAAUUGUAAGGCAUAGUUAAUCUCAUAUCGGAUAUAUGUCACGCGUACGGAAUUACUAUCGUAUUUUCGAUCGAUAUUGAAAUAUCCCGGAGGACGCGCGCACACGUCGCCAAAUCUAGGAGGAGGAAACACGGACCUCCACUUAGGCUCGUCCGUAACGUGUCGUCGUAAUUAACAAUAACGCGUAAUCCCGAAUCGACAACAUCAGUAAGCGCCGCUUGAAUCGGUAUUUUUCUCGUUGAGACACAAGGGAAUUACACCAGGUAUCAACUAGCGCGAUAAAUGACGCGAGCAUGUAUUGUACGCGUGAGACUUGUAAAGGUAAAUUAUUAAAAAUCGAAUUUCAAAAGAGAGCAUCGAAUUCUUUUAAGCCGUAAAAAGAUACUACUUUUUAUGUUGCGGUAGACAAAGUGCGUGCGAAUAAAUUUUAUUCGAGUGGAUAUGUGGAAAAAAAUGUUUCUCUCUUUAAGAAGUAAAAUAUUAUUUAAAUUUUAUCCAACGAGAGUUCGUGGACUUUGUUAAAUAUUUAUAGCUAGCGAGCACAUUUAUUAAGGUCAUUUUAUCCGUCGCUGUACAAUAAAUUCGAGAUGAUUUUAUCGCAAGCUUGUCCGCAAGCUCAAGAAUAACGAAGAAAAUACAAUAUACGUAUAUAAAUACCAAAGUAUAUGAAAGUAUAUGAAAGUAGCACAAAUGACCGGAAAAUCACCAUCGGCAAUCUGCGCAUUAUCAACCGUCGACGCCGAUCGAUACACAAUUACGCCGGAUAUAUCUCGACUCUGUAGCAUAUUUUGACUGAAAAACCCGCUCUGUUACGAGUAAACCCCGGUGCGCUAAUGUUAUUGCCUUACGCGAAAGAAAAAUAUGUAUAUAGAUAACGAGAAAAAUGUUAUUGCGAUUGAAACCCGUGUGUUACGCGAAUAGCGAAGCCUAUGGAAUGUAUCCGAGAGAACACUCGAUAUAAAAAAAAAAAAAAAAUACGACAGAAAAAAAUGACGCGUGCUCUCAAUAUGAGCGUCGUUGUUCCCCCUUUCCCCUCCCGUUUUCCCGGGAGGAAAAUAUGCGACGCAAAUAUUUGACGAAAUGCCGUUUCAACGCGACAAAUGGUGUACUUCCCUUGUAAAGUAGGAAAGAUCCGUAGCUUUUGCUCGAGAAAAAAAGAGAGAGAAAUUGACACACAUAUCGGAAAGGAAAGAAGACUACUCUCCCGAUUUUUUCAUGCCGCAACAUUUUUUAUUCCCCGUGAUUUAACCCGGAAAGAGCGGCGGAGCCGCCGAAUACGUUCUAAAUCGAACGCAAUAAAAAUGCUUUCCGUAUGUUUAUACGAUAAACUUCCUCGCGUAUCUUUUUCCGAUGUAAAUCUAACGAGGCUUAUUCGUCGAUUGAAUAAUAAUGGAGAAGAAAAUAAGAAAUUAUCGAUAGGUUGAUAAUCGAUAAAGAUGGUUCUAUAAUUCUUCUGUGGUAUAAGCAUAAAAAAGGAAAGAAUAUUGGUUUUCUUGAAAGCAUCUCAUUUUAGCAAAAAAAAAAAAAAAAA
Molecule: messenger RNA, 4822 nt
Organism: Formica exsecta
Lineage: Eukaryota; Metazoa; Arthropoda; Insecta; Hymenoptera; Formicidae
Exons: 6
Coding region: 1008-1904 (298 amino acids)
Source: RefSeq, a predicted model, not a curated record